Oryza brachyantha (malo sina) is the source of this 2572-nucleotide messenger RNA. Its product is annotated as 50S ribosomal subunit assembly factor BipA. The coding region runs from base 102 to 2126 and encodes 674 amino acids. The record is from RefSeq and is a predicted model, not a curated record. Gene Ontology annotation, cellular component: ribonucleoprotein complex; cytosol. The transcript is spliced from 19 exons. NCBI's taxonomy places the organism in Eukaryota, Viridiplantae, Streptophyta, Magnoliopsida, Poales, Poaceae. Gene Ontology annotation, molecular function: GTPase activity; GTP binding.
CAAAACCCUUGGCUGCAGCCGCGAAACUCCCUGCACCUGACCGCGCGAGAUAUCACGCCGCCGCCGCCGCCGCCGCCGUCGACGCCGUCGCCGCCUACGCUAUGGCGGCCGCGGCACUGCUGCUCCGCGGCCUCCGAUCGGGGGCGCGCUGGGUGCAUCCCGCCUUCGUACCCUCCGCUUCGCCCCGAACCCCCUACGUGUCGCCUCUCCUCCGCCGCCUCUACUCGUCCGCCGCCGCGUCGGCAGCUGCCUCGCCGUCCUUGGGCCCCGGAGGCGCCCUGGACCCGUCCCGCAUCCGGAACGUGGCGGUUAUAGCCCACGUCGACCAUGGGAAGACGACGCUGAUGGACCGGCUCCUGCGGCAGUGCGGCGCCGACAUCCCACAUGAGCGCGCCAUGGACUCCAUCAGCCUCGAGCGCGAGCGCGGCAUCACCAUUGCCUCCAAGGUCACUUCUGUCUCUUGGAAGGAAAAUGAACUCAAUAUGGUUGAUACCCCUGGUCACGCUGAUUUUGGUGGUGAAGUCGAGAGAGUUGUUGGAAUGGUUGAAGGGGCUGUCUUGGUUGUUGAUGCUGGGGAGGGACCUUUAGCACAGACAAAGUUUGUGCUUUCAAAGGCUUUGAAGUAUGGCUUGCGCCCAAUUCUCCUUCUCAAUAAGGUCGAUAGGCCUUCAGUUUCGGAAGAGACCUGCGAUGAAGUAGAGAGCUUGGUGUUUGAUCUUUUUGCAAAUCUUGGUGCUACUGAAGAGCAGUUAGACUUUCCAGUUCUUUAUGCAUCAGCUAAAGAAGGCUGGGCUUCUCCAACAUUCACCAAGAGCCCUCCUGAUAAUGCAAAAAAUAUGUCUGCAUUGCUUGAUUCCAUUUUACAGCAUGUGCCUUCCCCAAAAGCUGACCUUGAGGCUCCAUUCCAAAUGUUGGUUUCCAUGAUGGAACGUGAUUUUUAUCUAGGACGAAUACUGACUGGACGAGUAAGAUCUGGAGUUGUCCGUGUAGGUGACAAAGUGCAUGGUCUUCGCAGCACUGAUGAUGGUGUGCAGAAGAUUGAAGAUGGAAAGGUUGUCAAACUCAUGAAAAAGAAAGGAACAAGCAUGGUAACAGUAGACGCUGCAGGAGCUGGUGAUAUAAUUUCAAUGGCUGGAUUAGCCGCUCCAGCAAUUGGGCAUACUGUGGCAAAUUCAGAUAUCUUGACUGCCCUUCCUACAAUUGAGCUGGACCCUCCCACGAUAUCUAUGACUUUUGGUGUGAAUGAUUCACCACUGGCUGGUCGCGAUGGCACUCAUCUAACUGGAGCAAAAAUAGGCACCCGUCUAAUGGCAGAAGCGGAAACGAACCUGGCAAUUAAUGUUCUUCCUGGACCAUUAUCAGAAUCUUAUGAAGUUCAAGGAAGGGGAGAACUUCAGUUAGGAAUCUUAAUUGAGAAUAUGCGGCGUGAAGGAUUUGAACUUUCAGUUUCACCCCCAAGAGUGAUGUAUAAAACAGACCGUGGAGAAAGGUUAGAGCCUAUUGAAGAAGUAACUGUCGAGGUAGACGAAGAGCAUGUUGGAUUUGUCAUGGAAACCCUGACACACAGGAAGGGUGAAGUAAUGGACAUGGGCCCUGUACCAGGGACAACUGGAAGAACUCGAAUCUUUUUGACCUGCCCAUCUAGGGGUUUGGUGGGAUUUAAAGGAAUCUUCAGCAGCUUUACACGUGGAACUGGAUUUAUGCACCGCGCUUUCCAGUCAUAUGCUAAAUACAGAGGUCAGCUAGGCAAUGUUAGAAAAGGAGUUCUGGUAUCUGUUGGCAAGGGACUUAUCACUUCGCAUGCGCUUAUGAGUUUAGAAGCUCGUGGGAUUUUGUUUGUCUCUCCUGGGAUGGAGGCAUACGAAGGCAUGAUAGUUGGCGAGCACUCACGUGACAGUGAUCUUGAUAUCAAUCCUGUGAGAACUAAAGAGCUCACAAAUAUUCGAGCUCCAGGGAAGGAUGAAAAUGUCAGGCUUUCUCCUCCACGAUUGAUGAGUUUGGAAGAGGCAAUUGGAUAUGUUGCUGCAGAUGAGCUUAUUGAGGUUACUCCGAAGGUCAUACGGCUUCGGAAGAAAUAUCUGGAUGCCACGAAACGGAAGAUGAUGAAAAACAAACCAAUGGAUUGAAGCUCCAGUGAGAGUCUAUAAUCCAAAAGGUGCAAAAGCAUCCUAUUUAUGUAUAGGUUGGCGAACAAUAUUUUGGAGUGCUGGCAUCAUUGCUCACCAUGGCCCAGCAUGCAUAUUUCGUUCAGCAGUGGAUAAUGAUUCAUGGUAUACGAAGAACGAAUAAGCCCGUGAUUGGGGCUACUGCCAGAACAGAACAGUGUGGUGGGUUGGUAACAUGGAUUACCUCUUGAAGGCGAUUAUACCCUUCCAUAGCAUUUUUGCAGUGAACGUUGAAACGGCCAUAGAUGUUUGCCCUUGAAGGUCAUAGUAUUAUUUUGUAGUAGUUGGGUGCUAAAAAAGGACAGGUAUAGCCUCUUUUUAGCUGGUUGCUUUUUGUUCACAUUUGUACGAGCAUGUGUUACUGACAAAUGACAGCAAAUAAUUUAAAACGCUAAGAUAUUGCAUGA